GGAGGAUGACGUCGCACCGCCCCCGUUGCCCUGGCGACCCCGCGGCCUAACCCGCAGGCUUCAGCCGCAAGCCGCCGGGCUCCGCGGGGUUGAGCCAUGGAGCAGUACAACAUCCUUGGCCGGGUCGGGGAGGGGGCACACGGAAUCGUGUUCAAGGCUAAGCAUAUCGAGACAGGAGAGACAGUUGCUCUCAAGAAAGUUGCCCUGCGGAAACUGGAGGAUGGAAUUCCGAACCAGGCCCUGCGGGAGAUUAAAGCUCUUCAGGAAAUUGAGGACAAUCAAUACGUGGUCAAGCUAAAGGACGUCUUCCCCCAUGGAACAGGGUUUGUCCUGGUCUUUGAGUAUAUGCUGAGUGACCUGUCUGAGGUGAUCCGCAACUCUGAUUGGCCCCUGACCGAGUCACAAGUCAAAGGUUACAUGAUGAUGCUGCUGAAAGGGCUGGCGUUCUGCCACCAGAACUCCAUUAUGCACAGGGACCUGAAGCCAGCAAACCUGCUCAUCAGUUCGACGGGACACCUCAAAAUUGCUGAUUUUGGACUUGCCCGGGUUUUUUCCAACGAAGGUGAUCGACUGUACAGCCAUCAGGUGGCUACACGGUGGUACCGAGCCCCAGAGCUGCUCUAUGGAGCUCGCAAGUACGAUGAAGGUGUAGAUAUUUGGGCAGUGGGCUGCAUCUUCGGUGAGCUCCUGAAUAACUCACCGCUGUUCCCAGGUGAAAAUGACAUCGAGCAGCUGUGCUGUGUUCUCCGGGUCUUGGGGACCCCCAACGAGAGGAUCUGGCCUGAAAUCAAGGAGCUGCCGGAUUAUAACAAGAUCACUUUCAAGGAGAAUCCACCCAUCCCGCUGGAACAUGUCGUCCCAGAUGCCUCGCCCGAGGCAGUGGAUCUCCUGAAACGCUUCCUGGUCUACCCAUCCAAGCAGAGAAUCAGUGCAGCUGAGGCUCUCUUGCACCCGUAUUUCUUCAAGGAGCCACUACCCGCCCACCACUCGGAGCUGCCAACCCCGCAGCGGGCAGGGAGGAAGACAUUGCAGCACCAGCACGAGUUCCAUGUUGAGCGGCCCCUCGUGGAAUCGGUGACCAACCCGGACCUCGUCUCCCGCCAUGCCCGAGUUUGAUGAAACUCCACCUCUGGGCACGGUGACAGGGCUGUGCACCGUAGCUGUGCCAGGAGGGAAUGGGGUGCGGUUCACCCUUUUACAGAAUGUCUGCUUCAAUCGGGACAGUGGUGUGCUGUCACGCCAAAGCAACUUGUAUUUAAUGAUCAUUGCAAUAAAACACAACAGUCUCA
Stegostoma tigrinum is the source of this 1289-nucleotide messenger RNA. It is a transcript of the gene cdk20, whose product is annotated as cyclin dependent kinase 20. The coding region runs from base 97 to 1116 and encodes 339 amino acids. The record is from RefSeq and is a predicted model, not a curated record. Gene Ontology annotation, biological process: protein phosphorylation. The transcript is spliced from 8 exons. NCBI's taxonomy places the organism in Eukaryota, Metazoa, Chordata, Chondrichthyes, Orectolobiformes, Stegostomatidae. Gene Ontology annotation, molecular function: ATP binding; cyclin-dependent protein serine/threonine kinase activity. Gene Ontology annotation, cellular component: nucleus.